Messenger RNA from Micropterus dolomieu (smallmouth bass), 3066 nucleotides. Its product is annotated as C-Jun-amino-terminal kinase-interacting protein 1-like. The record is from RefSeq and is a predicted model, not a curated record. Gene Ontology annotation, biological process: regulation of JNK cascade. Gene Ontology annotation, molecular function: protein binding. The transcript has 12 exons. NCBI's taxonomy places the organism in Eukaryota, Metazoa, Chordata, Actinopteri, Centrarchiformes, Centrarchidae. The coding region runs from base 1 to 2271 and encodes 756 amino acids. Gene Ontology annotation, cellular component: cytoplasm.
AUGGACAAAUAUCGACCAAAGAGACCAACCACCCUGGCUCUGUUUCCCCAGCUGCCACAAGCCGGCACCCAGGACUCCAUUAACAACAACUCUUUAGGCAAGAAGGACAGCUGGAAGGACUCCCGCUCUUCCUCCCCACACAUAACAGGGGAUCUUACACCACCGGGUGUCAAACCAAAGGCGGAGGACAAGGUCCAACACAGCACGCGCCGCCCCGCCCUAAAAUCUCCCAAAACCAAUGGAGCCAACAGCAGAGCCAACACUCAGGCUGCUGCCACCACUGCAGACAUACGUGCUCGACCGCGGGAAAGGCCGUUGUCCAGGGCCACAUACACACAGUCCUCCAGCACACCGAGGAGUCAAAGGAGAGGACGAGUAGCAGGAGGAAGAGGGGUAGGAAGAGGAGUGACAGCAAUGAGAGAAAGAAACCUGGGGGACAUCAGAGGAAAAGAUGGAGUGUCAGCAGGGAAGGAAGAUAGAAGAGGAGGAAGACUGUGUGAGGAGUCCAAGGGGAAGGAAAAAGAGAGGAAUGGACAUCAGAGGCCAAGAGAAGCAAAUGGACUGAAAAGCCAGGGGGCUGAUGGGAAAGGAAAAGUAGUUGCUAAAGGGGGUAACAGAGGAGGGGGACUGAAGCCAAAUAACAUACUGUCUAACCAGGAAGUUGUACUGACAGCGAUGGUGGUCCCACGCACACCUGUAGCGCCAAGAAACCAGGACAAGACCCAAGACCAAGGCCAAAACCAUGACAGGACUCAGGACAACCCCUCUGUCCUCUCUCGGUCCAGCAGUGAGGGGGGGUCAAACAGAAUGUCCCUCAGCUCAGACACAGAGGGCCCCCCACCAGGGCCCCUGCAUCCCUCUCUAUCCCACCGAAUUAACCCUGACAUCAGUGAAGAAGAGGGGGAGGGAGAUCCAACUGCCUGUGUUAACACCCAGAAUGGUCCAACCCUCUGCCUUGCAGGUAAUGGAAACACAGAGAUGGACUGUACCAAAUCAGAGGUGGAAGCAGGGGGAAGAAAAGAUGACAAUAAUACUAAGGUGGAUGGCACCAACUCUGUCACUGAAGGAAACUGUGUGGCUGCUCAUACUCUACCAAAGAGUGAAGGUAAAGCAGGGUUAAAUUUUCACACUGCUAAAUACACUCUGGUGGUCGAUGAACACGCUCAAUUGGAGCUGGUCAGCAUCAAGGACUGCUUGCAUGGUUUCGAGCACAAUGAUGACAGCGAUACAGAGACGGUCUAUCAGUCAGCCAAUGAGGAGGAAGACCCAGAGUAUGAGGAGGAGAGGAAGAGGACAGAGGAAGCAAGGAAGCAAGACAGGAGGAAAGAGGAGGAAAAGAUAAGAAAGGAGGAGGAGACGAAGAAGAGGAGGGAAGAGGAUGUGAAGAGGAAGAGGGAGGAGGAGGUGAAGAGGAGGAGGGAAGUUGUGGCAAGGAUCUCUAAGCAGUCCAAGGUAACGUCAACCACAACUUCAGAGGAAGACGAGUCCAGCCGAGGAAGGGUCGGAGCUUCCAGAAGCAGGAAGUUCCUCAACCUAUUUGCCAACAACAGCAGCCAUUACAGUGCCACUGGUGCUGGGUCAUUUGGUGUGUUCUCCUGUGUUUUGGAUGGAGUGGAGAGACAGCAGAGCCACAGAGCUGUCUACAGGUUUGUCCCUCGGCAUGCAGAUGAACUGAAGCUAGAGACAGAUGACCCAGUAUUAAUGCUGAACCAGUCUGAGGACCUGUGGUGUCAGGGUUACAACAUGAGGACUGGAGCUACCGGUAUAUUCCCUGCCUUCUACGCUGUCAGCGUGGCCAAAGAUAUUAACCAAGUCCAGAAAGAUGGUUGGAUAGAGCAGUUCCUAGUGCGAUUCCUGGGUUCAGUUCAGGUCCCCAUCCACAAAGGCAACGACGUGCUGUGUGCUGCUAUGCAGAAGGUGGCGUGUAACAGGCGGCUGGCUGGUCAGCCUCCCUCAGCCUGUGUGCUGGAGGUCAGUGUGAAGGGUGUGAAGAUCAGCGUCCAGGACCAGUGUCACUCUGCUCACAGGGGGGACCAGUGUUUCCAUUUCUUCCAGUUAAAGAACAUCUCAUUCUGUGGCUGUCAUCCAAAACACAGCAAGUAUUUUGGUUUCAUCACCAAACACCCUGACCAACAGCGCUUUGCCUGUCACGUGAUGAUGUCAGAGACAACACUACAUCCUCUGGCUGAGUCUGUAGGGAGGGCAUUCCAGCAGUAUUACAAGGAACACAUUGGCUACUCCUGUCCCACUGAAGACAUCUUCAUUGAAUAACACCUCUCCUCCAUCCACACUAUGUACUGAAUACUCACUAUGUGCAUGUAAGCCUGGUCUUACACCACAAACUGGACCACAGAUAUACAUUCGUCAGAAUACUUGCAUGGUGGAUUUCUUUUCAUUGCUGCAUCUAGUGAUACAGCGAGCUUUUCCUUCCAUUGGCCAUGUCACGAUAUAAAUACCUCUAAGGAUGGAUAGGAUCACAUGAGAUGUCCCAUACAGUGAGAACAAAUGUAACAUAGACCUCCCAAAACUCAAACACAAAUAUCUGAUAUUGAUAUAUUUUAUGGGCUAAAAUUACUCAUAUGUAACUACAUGUAAAUAUUGGAUUAUCGUAUAGACAGCCUACAGGACUAUGGAGUUAAUUUACUGACAGAAUGUUUAUAUAAUCAAUGUGAACCAUUUGAGUCAUGUAUUAAAAAAACAAGUCAUCAACAUUGUUAGCAGCUAUGUGAGGCUGUAUUUAAGCACACCGGUGCUACUGCAAAUGCUAAUGUCAGCAUGCUAACAUGUGCAUGAUGACAAUGUUCAGCAGGUAAUGCUUGCCAUGUCAGCAGCUAGCAUUUGCUAAUAAGCACUAAACACAGUACAGCUGAGGCCCAUGGGAAUGUCAUUAGUUAUGCAGGUCAUGAACCAAACUGGAUUAAAAGUCUGGGGCGGUUGAGACAUCUCGUCUCAACAUGGGGGUUCACUAAAGUCAUUAAGAUUCCUUCUUUGGUGGCCAUAAAUGUCAACAAUAUUUCAUCACAGUUUAUCCAAUAUUUGUCAAGAUAUUUUAGUCUGUAAAAAAUG